Penicillium malachiteum is the source of this 933-nucleotide messenger RNA. RefSeq names its product trans-2-enoyl-CoA reductase (NADPH) TSC13. Bases 1 to 933 code for a protein of 310 amino acids. Lineage: Eukaryota; Fungi; Ascomycota; Eurotiomycetes; Eurotiales; Aspergillaceae. Gene Ontology annotation, molecular function: oxidoreductase activity, acting on the CH-CH group of donors. The record is from RefSeq and is a predicted model, not a curated record. The transcript is spliced from 3 exons. Gene Ontology annotation, biological process: very long-chain fatty acid biosynthetic process.
AUGGCCAAGAUCGCACUCGUCGUUGAGCCUCGCGGCAAACCCAUCCGCGGGCUCCCCAAGGAACUCAAGAUUGACCUUGAUGCCACUGGCGAACAGCUGCACAACGCCAUUGCUGAGGCCUCUGGUGCCAACGUGCACCGUCUUCGUAUCACCAAGGGAAGCGACCGUACCGUUGUUCCCAAUGCAAAGGACACCACCGUCGACGAGACCGGCCUGCGCAACUCGAGUGUCAUCCACGUCAAGGACCUGGGCCCUCAAAUCGCAUGGCGCACCGUCUUCAUCAUCGAAUACCUGGGUCCCCUCCUAAUCCCAGCUCUUUUCCUCUUCCCCCUCCGUCCUUUCCUGUACUUCAACUUUGACCAACCUCUCCCGGAACCCUCGGACAUCCAGCUCCUCGUCUGUGGCCUCCUGUCACUCCACUUCCUCAAGCGUGAGUACGAGACCAUCUGCGUCCACCGUUUCAGCAACGCAACCAUGCCCGCCCGCAACAUCUUCAAGAACAGCGCCCAUUACUGGGCUCUCGCUGGUUUCAACAUCGCCUACUGGGUUUUCCGCCCCGACUCUGCCGCUGCCUCCUCAAGCCCCAAUGCUAUCCUUACCUACGCUGGUCUGGCGCUCUUCGUUUUCAGUGAAUUGGCCAACCUGAACGCUCACUAUGUGCUCCGCGAUCUGCGUCGUCCUGGUACCACUGAGCGAGGUAUUCCCAAAGGCUUUGGAUUCAACCUUGUUACUUGCCCCAACUACAUGUUUGAGAUCUUGGCUUGGUUGGGUAUCUUCAUGGUUAGCCAGUUGAACCUGAGUGUGUUGAUCUUCACUCUUGUUGGUGGUGUGCAGAUGUGGAGCUGGGCGUGGAAGAAGGAGAAGCGCUACCGUCGGGACUUUGGAGAGAAGUACAAGAAGAAGAAGACUGUUCUUCUGGCUUACAUCUGCUAA